AUCGGGAGCACAGUCAGUGCGGAUCGGAUAUAACAUCACUGACAAUCACCUCAAAGAUGUGUGCUUAGCCGACUGCUCUACUUUCUCUACACCCACGAACUGUGUGGCUAGACAUAGCUCAAACUCCAUCUAUAAAUUCGCCGAUGACACAACCGCUGUUGGCAGAAUUUCAGAUGGUGACGAGGAGGUGUAUAGGAGCGAGAUAGAUUAGCUGAUUUGAGUGGUGUCACAGCAACAACCUUAACGUCGCACAACCAUAGAAGGGAGCACCUGUUCAAAUUAUAUUUGGUUCUGCAGUCCUGAAUAUUCUAGAAGACAUUGGAUUUAAUCAUUUGGAGAAAAUGGGGACACCAGGUGCUGGAAGAAAACGGACACCUAUCAAAGAUAGGUUCUCAGCGGAAGAUGAAGCACUGAGCCAUAUUGCCAGAGAGGCAGAGGCCAGGCUUGCAGCCAAACGUGCAGCCCGAGCAGAGGCAAGAGAUAUUCGUAUGAAAGAACUGGAGCGGCAGCAGAAGGAGAUUUAUCAUUCAUCUGACAGAAAAUGGGGAGAAAUUCACCAGUGGAUGGAGAAUGCAGAACGUGCUAAACAUUCUAUUAGGCCUCACCGACAUCACCUGGCAGCCAAUGAUGCCCUGUCUGUUCGAAGUUAUAGCAGCCCAAGGCACUCUUACUUUGAUGUACCUGUGCCUCACAGAAGCAGCUCAAGGAGAAAGGAUCUUGUGUCAUUGCCUCAGGAAAAGCACAAGUCUGCUCAACUCAAGAAAACCUCUCGAUCUAGUGGAAUAUCUCAUGACAAAAUGAAGUACAGCAUCUUACCUAGCUCUAAACCCUUCUCUUCGUUUUAUACUCGGCCUUCCUCUCCUUACAAUGCUUCAACUACAAUAACCAGGAGUUACAGGGCAUCACUAUGUGAUGACAGGCUUCAUAGACGUCAUUGGAGAUAUAACUCAAGAACUCCAACUGGAAGCAGUGUUUCUUCCCAAACAAGCUCAUUACACAACAGCCCUUGGAAUUCAGAUGAUGAAACAUUGAGCACCAUAUCCCAAGAUAGUUUCAACCGGGAGCGUUAUGACAGUAUGUUGGAUGAGAAGACCGAAUUAUUUUCUCGACCAACAUCUCGAAAUGCAGUUUCAGGAUUGUCCGCAGCCACACUGUCCUCCCUUGGAGGAGCUUCCUCGCGACGAGGCAGUGGGGAGAUGAGUGGUAUUCUGGAUCCAGAUGUUUCACUUAGUGAAAUGCGGGAUAUCUAUGAGCUUAAGGACCAGAUACAAGAUGUAGAGGGGCGAUACAUGCAGGGAUUAAAAGAACUUAAGGAUUCCUUAUCGGAAGUAGAAGAGAAAUAUAAAAAAGCAAUGGUUUCCAAUGCACAACUUGACAAUGAGAAAUCAAAUCUUGUCUAUCAAGUGGACACCCUAAAAGACGUUAUUGAGGAGAUGGAGGAGCAGAUGGCAGAGCUAUAUAGAGAGAAUGAGGAAAAAUCCAAGGAACUGGAACGACAGAAACAUAUGUGUAACGUGUCACAACAUAAAAUAGAAGAAUUAAAAGAAGGUAUUCGGCAAAGAGAUGAACUGAUAGAGGAAAACAAGUGUCUACAACAGAGGGUGGACACCCUCAUGAGGGAAGUGUUUGAUCUGCAGGAAACUAUCAACUGGAAAGACAAAAAAAUUGGGAAACAUGGUUUGGUGAUUAUUCCAGAAAGUACACCAAAUGGUGAUGUAAACCAUGAACCUAUUGUUGGUGCAAUUACAGUUGUGUCUCAAGAGGCUGCACAAGUACUUGAAAGUGCUGGCGAUGGGCCACUAGAUGUGCGGCUAAAGAAACUGGCUGAUGAAAAGGAAGAAUUACUUGCACAGAUCAGAAAACUGAAAUUGCAAUUGGAAGAGGAACGACAGAAAAACUCUAAGAUUGAGAAUGUGCUCACAGAUUCUGAUCGAUUAGAAAAUGGCACAGAUCUACAAAUUCUUGAAAUGCAGAGAGAUGCAAAUCGGCAGUUGAGUGAAUAUAAGUUUAAACUUUCUAAAGCUGAACAGGACAUAGCCACUGUGGAACAAAAUGUUGCCAGACUUGAAGGGCAGUUACAUAGGUAUAAAACAGCAUCAGAAAACUCUGAAAAAAUAGAGGAUGAACUUAAAGCAGAAAAAAGAAGGUUACAGCGAGAGUUGCGAUUAGCAUUGGAUAAAAAUGAGGAAAUGGAAAUGACCAAUAGCCACUUGGUGAAGCGAUUAGAGAAGAUGAAAGCCAAUCGAAAUGCACUCCUCUCUCAGCAAUAGAGAUCAAAAAGCAAAUGCACUGCAUCUUAAACUAACAAAACCUCCAGGUGUUCCAAUUUAUAGACCUUUUCUAUUGGCCCAGCCACUAUUAAAUCCUGAAACAUGUUUAUCUAUAUGGCUCUGGAUUUAUAAAUGUAGACAAACUUUUGUAAUUUAUGAGAGAACGAAGACAUCACCUAAUGUCUACAUGUUUGAUAAGAGUUAAUUAUGUUACCUUGUAGCUCACUGGGUUAAUUAUACUCUUUGAGUUGGGAUGUGUUCUUGAUAUGACUAAUUAGCAUGUAAAUAUGAAUUGUUAUAGCUUUAGUACAUCAGAAUGAUUUACCUUUCUGCUGCUGAGAAUUAUAGUGGUUGCUUAAAGACCUCGAAGGACUGUAUGAACAGAACUGAUACAGAAGAAAACUUCACAAGUUCCUUUUGAAACAUCGGCUACUGUUUAGUGGUCAUAAUGGAUCACCACUACACAUUUCAAGUGCCUUUUCUAUGGUGUAGUGAAGAUUAUCUUGCUUUUGUUACCUAAUCAACAACAUGUAUGGACUGUUCAUUUGGUCUAAAGUAAUAUAAUCCGUCUUUUAAAAACUAAACAUGCAAAUUUCUGGAACAAGUAUUUGCCAAAAGUGACACUUGAUUUUCCAUAAUUAACAUUCUAAAGAAUUAUGUACAACUUACUCUCAUAAAUAAAUGGACUAUAGGUAAGUGUUGAAUCAGUUUCAACCACCGUAUUAUGUAUUUCAAAACACAAAAGUGGCAACACUCUACUCCUUACUAUGUUCAUGAAAGUAAAGCAAAUGGAAAAUUAUUUCUUUUGCUCUAUAAAGCUAUUAGACUGCAUCUUCAAAACAUUGCUUAUGUUCCUUGUUUGUAAAUGUUUGGUCUUUUCAAGAAAAGAGGCUUGUGAAUGAGGGUUUUGACAUUAAAUGUAACCGUGGACACUUUA
Messenger RNA from Hypanus sabinus (Atlantic stingray), 3207 nucleotides. RefSeq names its product leucine rich repeat (in FLII) interacting protein 2 (gene lrrfip2). The coding region runs from base 342 to 2270 and encodes 642 amino acids. The transcript has 25 exons. Lineage: Eukaryota; Metazoa; Chordata; Chondrichthyes; Myliobatiformes; Dasyatidae. The record is from RefSeq and is a predicted model, not a curated record. Gene Ontology annotation, biological process: regulation of DNA-templated transcription.